Molecule: messenger RNA, 2537 nt
Organism: Girardinichthys multiradiatus
Lineage: Eukaryota; Metazoa; Chordata; Actinopteri; Cyprinodontiformes; Goodeidae
Product: coiled-coil domain-containing protein 136-like
Exons: 11
Coding region: 517-1794 (425 amino acids)
Biological process (GO): acrosome assembly; single fertilization
Cellular component (GO): acrosomal membrane
Source: RefSeq, a predicted model, not a curated record
GCAGUGAUGAGCUCUUACUGUUGUCUCCUGCUUGCUAGCAUGAGUCUUUGUUGGGAGAUUUUCCAGAUUUUGCUACUUGAAAUCUGAAUAAAUAUUUGCUGCGUUUAUUUUUAGCUGCUUCCUUCAGGAUGCUUUGGUUGGUGGGAGUGAGGAUGAAGAUAAGCUGAGGCAGGAAACGGUUAAAAAAAUCCCAUCAUGCAGAACCAUUUUGGUAUUCUCAGCAUGACCUGCAUGUGUUAGAAGCCUGCAGUGACGUCACUCAGCAUCACUGGGCGAGUGGAGCGGAUGGUGAGGGGAAAAUAUAGGAGAAGAGGAGGAGGACAUCUGCAGCAACACAGAUAGAAGCAGAAAGCAGCAGCUCUGCAUCAGUUAUCUCUAGGCUCCGGCAAGAUGAAGGAGUUGCUUCGGCUCUCUUUGUCCGGAGCGUGACCAAGCUUCCUGAGCUCUAUCCGUCCCCUCUGAUCCCCCCUCCGAGCCUCCACAGCAUCCAAAGCAGCUCCUACAUCAGCCGGCAUCAUGGAUGGAUUCCGGCUGCCGCCCGUCAUCGAGGAGGUGCUCGACCCUUCUGACGAGCUGUGUGAGCUAAAGGAGGACAAACCCAUCAUGUUGGCUGAUACUCUGACGGCCAAGGAGAGGGAGUCCAUGGAGGAGAAGGAGGAGACUGAAGGAGAUGGUGAGAAGGGGCAGCAGGAGGAAGAGAUGGAGGUAAAGGAGAGGGAGUCCGAGGAUGAAGAUCAGGGAGAAGUGAUGGUUGAAGAGGCGGAGCUGGAGGAGCUGAGAGCUCAGGUGUCCCAUCUGCUCCUGGAGCUGGACGAGACACGUGAGGUUUCUCAGAGGCAUGAGGAGAGCUUUGUGGAGCUGCACGGUCUGUUAGAUGAGGAGCGGUUGGCGAGUGCACACCAGGCGGAGAGCUUCACCCGGCAGAUCCAGAGGCUUCAAGCACAGCUCCAUUCUGUCCAAGAGGAGAUGAACAGCCUCGAGGAGGAGAAGGAGAGUGAGCUGGAGGAGGUUUUGCAGGAGCUGCGCUCGGCUCAGGAGGAGGUGCUGUUGUUGCAGCAGGCGGCCGAGGAGGCGGCUGCAGAGAGGGAGAACGACAUCGCCUCCCUGCAGGAGGAGUUGUGUCGCCUGAGGGUGGAGCUGCAGCGUCUGCAAGCCACCAUUGCGGAGUACAAGCUGGAAAUCGCCACGCUGAGAGCUGAGAUGAGCAUGAGGAGCCCCAGCACGGCCGGGCCAGGUGACGUGACUCAGCUGCAGGAAGAGUUCAUUUCUCUUACAGAUGAGUGUCAGACUCUGAGCAGCAACCGCAAAGAGCUGAGCAACAAACUGGAGCAACUGCAGCAGCAACAAGGCGUGUGUGAUGACACGUAUCUGCAAGUCAGAACUAAGGGCAAAACUGAACAGACGGAGCAGCUAAAGGCAGAUUCUUACAUCACUCUGUCCCAGUCUGGACCCAAACUGCAGAAUCCGGACUCCUCAGUGGUCCAGGAUGAGAUCAGGGUCCUGAGGGUCCAGCUGAGACAGGCUGAGGAGAUGGCCCAGAAGGUCCAGCAGGAGUGUGAAGGUCUGAAGAGGGAGCUGGAGGACCUGCAGCAUCUGUAUGAACACAGCCAGCAGGAACGAGCAGCUCUGGAGCUCCAGCUGCAGAGCUGCAAGGCAGAGCUCCAGAAACUGCUGGGAAGAAAGUCGCAGAACUGCACCCGUCCUUCAGAGCCCCCUGUUCUCUCCAUCCCCUUCAUAGGAUUGAUUGUAAUAGUGGCCUUGAUUUGGUGCUGGUGGGAGGAGCUGGCGUCCUAAAGGGGACCAGAAAAGCAACUCUGAAGGCUGGAACCUGGCGGUGGCGGCGGUCGCUGUGGCGGCCAUUUUGGUGCUGGUGGUCCCCAGCUUCAGCAGGGCCUGAGGACUGACAGGAAGUGACCUCGCAGCACCGUGGGAACCUUUGGAUUGCUGUCAUCCAUCCAGCCCUGCUCUCAUUCAUGUCGCCGUCCUGAUGUCUGCAUGAUGCAACGCCACAAUAUUUUGACCGAAUGCUACUGACGUCAGACCUGGAACUGAUCACCAUCACAGCCCUGAGGCCCAAAGAGAAACUCUUUUAAUUAAUAAGUUACUAACAGCAAACCAACCACAUCACUUCUCACUUUGAGUAGAAUAUCAAAAAAGUUACAAAUAUGUAGGAUGUUUGUCUUUCAACAUAUUUAAGUCAUUCCUUGUUAUUUCUUCCUAAACUAAAGUAAUACUUUGCACUGAGAGUGACUCUGAAGACCUGUAGCAGUUCUCCUCAUACAUUGACUCUGCUACAGCCUGCUUGAUGCUUCUUCUAAUGUGUUUUUGUCUAAUGACUGAUUUUAUUCACCAGCUCUGAUUUGUAGCAUGACAUAAAAAUCGGAUUCAGUCAUCUUUUAUUUUCUCUAAUAAUACUUUUAUAAAGUGAUGAAAAAAACCAGUAUUUCUCUGUCUGUAGUAGUGCAACAUAACUAAUGUAUCUUUGAAAAACGUGGAGAUUAUUUGUUUCAGAUGAAUACACUGUGUUUAAUACCAAA